GCGUGCGGCGUGCGAGUGCAAGCCGUUACAAGCCAGCCAAGCCGCUGCUGCGCGCGCGUGCGGCGUGCGCAUCUCAGGUGGAGUCAGUGCACGUGGCACAGACACUGGCCGAUGCGUGCAACCCGCGUGCUUAAGUCUUGGCGCCAGGAAUGUCACUGACAGCCUUGUGUUCCCAGCAAACUUCGUGGGAGUCAGCUGAGCUUUCAAACCACUGAGAAGCCUCUGGUGAAAAAAAAAAAGCCUCUUGAAGGAGGACUGGGGCUAAGCAGCUGGAACUUGAGGAAGCUGACAGCCUCCUCUGAAGAAAGCCCCCAGGACACUCCUGGCGGUGCUGUUGUGCGUGGCAGCAGCUGCAGCUCGGAGCUCGGGCUGGCGGAGCUGGCUGCAAAUGGCCUCAAAAUCGCGGAACACAAGACGCCCACCGAGCCCAGCGCCUUCCUGAGGUGCCUUCGACACCUGCUCCUCUUUGCUCCGGACCCAGAACACGAGCCCAUCAGUGAGGGGGCAUUUGGACCCACAGGAUCGCGGCCAGCUCCUGCCCUGGUGCCCCCUGCCCGGUGUCCAAGCCAAGGCCAACAGCUGUGGGGCUUCUGGCCUCGGGGGGGCUCUACUCCACUGGCAUGCAAUAGGGUGAAGGUGCAGACCGCUGUGUCCAGGCCGGCAUGAGGGGACUUGGAGGAGCACCUACCACCGAUGGAGAGAUGCAGAAAGGCCAGGGAAAUGGAAAGCGAGAACAGAACAGUGAUAAGAGAAUUCAUCCUCCUUGGUCUGACCCAGUCUCAAGAUAUUCAGCUCCUGGUCUUUGUGCUAGUUUUAAUAUUCUACUUCAUCAUCCUCCCUGGAAAUUUUCUCAUUAUUUUCACCAUAAAGUCAGACCCUGGGCUCACAGCCCCCCUCUAUUUCUUUCUGGGCAACUUGGCCUUCCUGGAUGCAUCCUACUCCUUCAUUGUGGCUCCCCGGAUGUUGGUGGACUUCCUCUCUGCGAAGAAGAUAAUCUCCUACAGAGGCUGCAUCACUCAGCUCUUUUUCUUGCACUUCCUUGGAGGAGGGGAGGGAUUACUCCUUGUUGUGAUGGCCUUUGACCGCUACAUCGCCAUCUGCCGGCCUCUGCACUAUUCUACUGUCAUGAACCCUAGAACCUGCUAUGCAAUGAUGUUGGCUCUGUGGCUUGGGGGUUUUGUCCACUCCAUUAUCCAGGUGGUCCUCAUCCUCCGCUUGCCUUUUUGUGGCCCAAACCAGCUGGACAACUUCUUCUGUGAUGUCCCACAGGUCAUCAAGCUGGCCUGCACCGACACAUUUGUGGUGGAGCUUCUGAUGGUCUUCAACAGUGGCCUGAUGACACUCCUGUGCUUUCUGGGGCUUCUGGCCUCCUAUGCAGUCAUUCUUUGUCGCAUACGAGGGUCUUCUUCUGAGGCAAAAAACAAGGCCAUGUCCACGUGCACCACCCAUAUCAUUGUUAUAUUCUUCAUGUUUGGACCUGGCAUCUUCAUCUACACGCGCCCCUUCAGGGCUUUCCCAGCUGACAAGGUGGUUUCUCUCUUCCACACAGUGAUUUUUCCUUUGUUGAAUCCUGUCAUUUAUACCCUUCGCAACCAGGAAGUGAAAGCUUCCAUGAAAAAGGUGUUUAAUAAGCACAUAGCCUGAAAAAGGGCAAAAAAAAAAAAAAGAAUAAAAAUAGACUAGAAUUUUAUCUGAAAUUGAUUUGUUUAUUUCCAAGUACUGCAAUCACUGAAUACCUCCCAUUUGUCAGGACUAUUCUGGGAACUGAAGAAAGAAAUUACGAGGCAGAUAAGGUCUAUCUGCUCUCCAAGAGAUACAACCUAGUAAAAAUAGACCGCCAUUAAGGUAGAAAAUAAACAGCAUAGUUUCAGGAAGAGAUACUGCUCUGUAAAAACUGAAAAGAAAAGUGAAAUGAUAAAUUGUGACUCUGGAUUGGGAGUAACCAAUUUGUGUUUAAUAAUCAAAAAAGGCCUUGAAGAGCUGACGUUUUGGAUGAUAUCUGGAUAAACUGAAGAAGACAAACAUGCAAACAUUUGUGGUUAUAGUAAUCUAGACGGAGGGCACAGGUAGUGCAAAAACUCAAAGAUGAUGAUGAACUUGGUAUAUUUGAAGAAUACAAUAAAGUCCAUGUUACCCGGAAUAUAGUAAUUUAAUGUGAAAAUGAUUAAACUUAAAGUUGGAGAUACUGGUAGUGUCAAAAACAUAUGGUCUACAUAGUAAAUAUGAGUUUUCAUUUUAUUACAAUUACAAUAAGAAGCCAUUCUGUGGCAUUAAGCAAAAGAGUGAUUCCUCUACUGAAGGGUCAUAAACGACUUAGGGCUGUAAACUCAAGAUUCUAUGCGGAUAUCAAAGACUUGAAAAAUAUCAUUAAGAGGAAAAUAUUAUAUUUGUAAGUGCACUUUGAAAGAUAUUAAACUACCAAUUUUUCUUACAUAAAUAAGCAGAGAGUGGCAAAAGAAAGCUGGUUACUUUUACUGAAAAAGAUCACAAAAACAUUUUACUUUUUUUUCCUGAAGCUUCAUUAUUAAUCCUAGCAAAUUUUUAUGACUUUUAGCUGUAUGUUUGACCUUAUUGCCAAUUGAUUUCACUCUAAGUUUAAUAAUGACAGUCUUUUCAUAGACCAAUCAGGAUUUUGUGUCAGAGAGAAGAAACCAUUCUAGCUAUUUUAAACAAAACAUCAUUUAAUAUCAAGAGAGGUGUUCACAAAAUCGCUGCAAAGUCUAAAAGAGCAAACUAUAGGCUGGACACCCAGAGAUGACUUACAGACUAACACAGGUGACCUAUGUUGUCAGGGAAGUUGUUCUUGCUACAAUCUUAGCCAUCUGUUGUCUGAAAAAAACACUACAAUUUUAGCCAUGUGCCUGAGAUCAAGUUGAUGAUCCGGAAUCACUUUGGACCUAACAAAUCGCCCCUAGUAUAACAGAAGCCUAUCCUACUGCCUCCCUUUAACUAGCUGACUACAUAUUCAAAUCUCAAAUGAGUACAUUAAAUGGGCAGCAUCCAAAACAUCUGGAACCCCAAAUGCAAGGGGGUCAAAAAUUGAGUUUUAAAAUAUUUUAUUUUUGAUAAAAACCAAAGUUUAUACUUAGGAAUAUAAAUUUUGUACAUGGUAAAAAUAUUCAGACUAUAGAAAAAGUGGUCUGAAUCUUCAAAUAAUCCUUCUCUGUUAUCACUCUGUUUAUUGUGUUGCUUCCUGUUUUACUGAGAAAGGUAACAGGUGAGAAUUCCUUAAUCUCCCAUCACUACCACUAUACAACCUGCAUCUGUGAUUAAGUUCGCCUGAAACUGGGUGACCUGAUCCUGCUCCUACAGAAGUAAACCCUUCCACCUGUGCACCAGAUUCCAUCCCACUCCUCUCCACUAAAGGCAAUUACUCUGGUAACUCUCCUUUCUCUCACCUAUAACAUGAACUUUGUCCUCCCUAUUGGAUGUAACCUUUAGCAUGUAACCGCAUUUCUUCCCUCCUAAAUAAAACCUUCUUGCCACCUUUUCCCCUGUCCAUGUCACUUCAUGAGUC
Pan troglodytes (chimpanzee) is the source of this 3517-nucleotide messenger RNA. RefSeq names its product olfactory receptor family 4 subfamily N member 2 (gene OR4N2). The transcript is spliced from 2 exons. The coding region runs from base 694 to 1644 and encodes 316 amino acids. Gene Ontology annotation, cellular component: membrane. The record is from RefSeq and is a predicted model, not a curated record. Gene Ontology annotation, biological process: G protein-coupled receptor signaling pathway. NCBI's taxonomy places the organism in Eukaryota, Metazoa, Chordata, Mammalia, Primates, Hominidae. Gene Ontology annotation, molecular function: G protein-coupled receptor activity; olfactory receptor activity.